CCGACGGCUAAACUCUNUCUUUUUUUAUUUUGAAAUAAUGUGUUCGCUCUCGCCUCGGGCCGUACCUCAAUCCGCCGCAGGUCUCCAAGGUUCGCAGCCUCUGGUCGAUAGAACAAUGUAGGUAAGGGAAGUCGGCAAAAUGGAUCCGUAACUUCGGGAGAAGGAUUGGCUCUGAGGGCCGAGCGACCCGCUGCUAGCUUCGGAAGAGGGAAUCAUAGAGCGGGAGUCCGCGAGGUGGCAUAUUAAUUUGGACUUGGGCGCACCGAACGGCGAACGUUCUACCCUCGGAAGGGCAGGCGGACGGAGCGGGGUAGGGGUGACUCUCCCCGUUUUCGGCACGGGCGCGAGGAACGGCUCGAUCAGAACUGGCACGGUCCGGGGGAAUCCGACUGUUUAGUAAAAACAUAGCGUCUCGAAGGCCGGAGAUCGGUGUUGACGGGACGUGAUUUCUGCCCAGUGCUCUGAAUGUCACGGUGAAGAAAUUUACGGAAGCGCGGGUAAACGGCGGGAGUAACUAUGACUCUCUUAAGGUAGCCAAAUGCCUCGUCAUGUAAUUAGUGACGCGCAUGAAUGGAUUAACGAGAUUCCCACUGUCCCUAUCUACUAUCUAGCGAAGCCACAGCCGGAGGAACGGGUCCGGGGCUGUCAGCGGGGAAAGAAGACCCUGUUGAGCUUGAUUCGCGAUUGGCUUGGUUGGGCGAGAGCGCAGGUGUAGCUUAGGUGGGAUUGCUUUACGGCGCAAGUGAAAGACCACUACUGCGUUCCUCGUUCAACUCACUCGAUGAGGACCACGAGAGCGGCCGC
Lottia gigantea (owl limpet) is the source of this 804-nucleotide messenger RNA. RefSeq lists its product as hypothetical. Bases 539 to 715 code for a protein of 58 amino acids. The record is from RefSeq and is a predicted model, not a curated record. The transcript has a single exon. Lineage: Eukaryota; Metazoa; Mollusca; Gastropoda; Lottiidae.